AUGGGAUUGGUUAAUUCAAAACUAAAUAUUAAGAAAAAAUUUAUUAGAAUAAAAAGUAUUAAAGUUAAAAAACUUGACAAUACAUCAGAGGUCUAUGAUUCCGAUGAUUCUAUUGAUCGUUUAUCAGUUGAAGACUUUGCAAAAGAAGAAUAUGAAGGUUAUGGAGUAUGUAAAAUAAGACAAAAAGGACAUAUUAUUUGUUCUGAUAACGUUGAAGAAUUAGAUGAUGAACAGUUAAAAAUUCGAAAAGAGUUUGAAGAAGCAGAUAAACAAAUUCCUGAUAUUGCAACGAAUGCUUAUGCACAAAUGCAUCCAAAAACCACGUGGAAGAGUCAAUAUUUAAAUUUACCAAAGUUUCCAGAUUCCCAAGACCAUGAACAUCUAGAGGAUAUUAUACUGUUUGAACACGAAGAAAUUAAAGAAAAUCAUGAAAAUCACGAUACUAUAAAGAAGAUUGAAAAUAUACAAAAUUAA
Messenger RNA from Dentiscutata erythropus, 474 nucleotides. Lineage: Eukaryota; Fungi; Glomeromycota; Glomeromycetes; Diversisporales; Gigasporaceae. The record is from the annotation of a GenBank genome assembly.